Molecule: messenger RNA, 1544 nt
Organism: Labrus mixtus (cuckoo wrasse)
Lineage: Eukaryota; Metazoa; Chordata; Actinopteri; Labriformes; Labridae
Gene: nop53
Product: NOP53 ribosome biogenesis factor
Exons: 12
Coding region: 26-1405 (459 amino acids)
Biological process (GO): ribosomal large subunit assembly; rRNA processing
Cellular component (GO): nucleolus
Molecular function (GO): 5S rRNA binding
Source: RefSeq, a predicted model, not a curated record
CCCUUCCUUCGCUCAUUUUCCCAACAUGGCGGCCAGGAGGCUGAAACGCGUGGUGGCCUCGCAGCCGGGUUUUAUGAAGUUAAAGUCCACUUCAGACGACGGGAACUCGAUCAGCGAUCGGAGAAAACGUGUGAACAAGAAUAAGAAGAAGAACUGGAACAAACACAGCGACGUUCAAGACGUAGACGAGUUUCUACAGGACGUCAGACACCAGGAGAGGACCACGGGGGGUCUGCUGUGCGAGAAACCAGACGACAGUUUGUUCUUUUUGGAUGUCGGACCGCCGCAGAAAGCCGAACAGAAGGCUGCACCUCUCGAGGGGAAGAGGAGGAAAGGGCGAGAUUCACGUCCUCUGAGGAUAGACCUCAUCCUGCAGCACGACUCGCUGGUUCCACCACCUAAAGAUGUGCUGGCCUUCCAACAACCGAACGCCAAGAAGCUCCGCCGUAUUGCCCAGAAGGCCGAGCAGCUGGCAGCCAAAGGCGUGGUGCCGCGGAGGCAGAAACAGCUGCUGAACAGAAGGUCGGUGGAAAGGACGGCCAAGAGGGCAGUGACAGAAGCCAAUAACAACCCAGACAGAGACUAUUACGACAUGUGGGGACAAGAGGCUCCAAACCCAGCCGACCCCUGGUACCUUCAACAGACGGGCAAGUCGCGAGUGAAGCGCCCGGAGAAGUUGAACCAGAAGCCGUCUGUGCUUCCUGCGGUGGAGGUGAUUGCUCCCGGAGGAUCGUACAACCCAGACUUCUUCUCCCAUCAGUCCCUGCUCCAGGAGGCCCACGAGGUGGAGGUCAAGAAGAAAAAGGAGGAAGACAAAAUACAGAGACAGCUGGCUGUCAACAGAGAAGACACAGCAACAGAGGAAACGAUUUUAAGAGAGCAGGUGGAAGGUUUGGUAGAAGAAGAGAACGAAGAGGCAGCGGCCCCUAACGAGGAGGAGGGGGGUGUGACGGUGGGAGGAAUCACACGGUCGGACAGAAAGACGGAGAGACAGAGGAAGAAAGAGAGGGCUGAAAAAGUCAAGGCGCAGCGGCGGCUGGCCGGCAAACGGCACAUCGACCAGCGGCAGCAGCUCUUCCAGCUUCGCUCCAUAAAGGCGUCCAUCAAGCAGCAGGACCAGAUAACCAAGACCAAGCAGAAACAACGCAAGGCUAACCAGGAGGCCGAGAAAGCUCAGCCCAGGCGCCUCGGCAAACUCAAGUUUCAGGCUCAGGACCUGGAGGUCAAGCUGAGUGACGAGCUGGCUGGCUCCCUGCGACAACUCAAGCCAGAGGGCAGCGUCCUCAAGGACCGCUUCAAGAGUCUGCAGAAGAGGAACCUGAUCGAGCCGAGAGAAAGAGCCAAGUUCAAGAGGAGACUCAAGGUCAAGUAUCAGGAGAAGAGGGCUUUUAGAGAGAUCACAUAGAGCCGACCGCCGCAGCUGGACGCACGAGACUGGACAGAAUUUCAAGCCACGACCCGACAUAAUUGAACUGUACAUACACGUUAAUAACUCUUUCAGACAAAAACAAACAUCAACUGAUGAAUAAAUAUUUGUAAUUCCA